AUGUAUCUUGCUGCUGCUCCCGACCCUUCUAUGGGGCAGCAGCAGCAGCAGCAGCAGCCGCAGCAACCUUCUGAGGAGCUGCAGCAGCUUCAGCUUCUUUUUGCUGCUAGAAACUCAGGGCCUGCUCCAAAUGACCCGCUGCAGCACGACCCGCAGCAGCAGCAGCAGCAGCAGCAGCAGCAGCAAGACCUAGCCGCAAUGCGCAGCGGGGUCUCCAGUGCUGCAGCAGCAGCGCAGCAGUACCUCGCCUCCACAGUCUCCAGCAGAAGCCCCCCCCCCUCCUUGGGGGCCCCCCCGGGGGCCCCCGGGGGGCCCCCCCUGGCCUUUGCUGCGCAGCAGGAGGCCCCAGCCCCUGCUGCAGGGGGCCCCCUGGGGGCCCCCUCGCGGCUGCUGCUGUUCGUUGACAGACCCACGAGGCCCUUUGCCUUGCAAGAAGGGGACAUUGCCAAUUGUGUCUCUCCUUACGGACCCAUCGAGAAUGUGCACGUGGUGAGGGACCGGGCAGCAGCAGAAGUAGUGUUUGCUUCUGCUGCAGCAGCAAACGCAUGCAUGGCGGAGCUGGACGGAGUGCCUUUGGAGGGGGCUGGUUUGCUGCGGGCUUUGCUGCUGCCUCCGGGAGUUGCUGCUGCAGCAAUGCUGCCGGAGUCUGCGACGGACCCUCCGCUGCAGCAGCAGCAGCAGCAGUUUGCUGCUGCAGCAGCAGCAGCAGCAGCAGCAGCGCCGCAGUGGGGCGCGGCCUCGUGGGCGGGGGCCGACCCGCGUUGCAAGGCGGCGGGGGCCGACCCCGCCGCCGCUGCUGCUGCUGCUGCGCUGCAGCAGCAGCAGCAGCAGCACAGCAGCAGCAGCAGCAGCAGCAGCAAAAGAGUCUGCAGACUCGAACUCGUGGGCCUUUUUGCUGAAGAGCCUUCCUUCUCAGUUGCUGCUGCUCUUCGCGGCAGCAACGACAGCAACAUUCAGUACAUAAUAGAGCAGGCGCAGCACAAGAUUGACAUUUCCAUUCGAGUCUCCUUUUAUUUCCUUUUUGUUGCUUUUUAA
This is a messenger RNA of Eimeria necatrix, 1035 nucleotides long. RefSeq lists its product as hypothetical. The coding region runs from base 1 to 1035 and encodes 344 amino acids. The transcript is spliced from 3 exons. Gene Ontology annotation, molecular function: RNA binding. Lineage: Eukaryota; Apicomplexa; Conoidasida; Eucoccidiorida; Eimeriidae. The record is from RefSeq and is a predicted model, not a curated record.